Molecule: messenger RNA, 1562 nt
Organism: Balaenoptera musculus (blue whale)
Lineage: Eukaryota; Metazoa; Chordata; Mammalia; Artiodactyla; Balaenopteridae
Gene: ALKBH3
Product: alkB homolog 3, alpha-ketoglutarate dependent dioxygenase
Exons: 10
Coding region: 434-1279 (281 amino acids)
Biological process (GO): DNA repair; DNA alkylation repair
Cellular component (GO): nucleus
Molecular function (GO): dioxygenase activity
Source: RefSeq, a predicted model, not a curated record
GAAGUGCCAGACGCCGCGGCCUGUGGUUGGGAGUUGCUGGAGUCGGUGCCCGGCGCUCAAGGUUCCCCGGACCGCGGGCGGCGGAGCAGGCCGGGGGCAGCGGGGUUGGCUUUAGGACGAGCGGCUUUGAACCUCUGCGCCCGUCUCCGCCGGCAGGUGCGGCCUCCAGGCCUGUCGCUGGGUGCCCGGGGCUGCGAGUGCGGGGACCGCCCUGAGGUCCCUUCCCGAGCGACCCCCGGGACCUCGUCCAGGGCCUCCCAGGAAAGAAGGGUCUAAAAUAGAGAAAGUUGCUAACCCUUAUUGAGAGGACUAGGCUCUCUUACCUUCGAGGGUCGCUUAACCCGCACUUGGACCGUGAGAGAGAUACCAUUGUGUAGUUUGAAUCAGGAAUGAAAUCUUCUGAAAGCUGAGAGCAGAAGCCUUCUUGGUCAACAUGGAGGACAAAAGACGGCGAGCCCGAGUGCAGGGAGCCUGGGCUGGCCCUGCUAAGAGCCAGGCCAUUGCUCAGCCAGCUCCCACUGCUGAGAACCAUCUCCAACAGAGACCUGGUCAAACCUGGAUGAACAAGGAGCAUCGUCUGUCUGACAGACAGUUUGUGUUCAGAGAACCCCAGGAGGUGGUACGCAGAGCCCCAGAGCCACGAGUGAUCGAUAAAGAGGGUGUGUAUGAAAUCAGCCUGUCACCCACAGGCAUAUCUAGGGUGUGUUUGUAUCCUGGCUUUGUUGACUUAAAAGAAGCCGACUCAGUAUUUGAACAGCUUUGUCAGGAUGUUCCCUGGAAACAGAGGACUGGCAUCAGAGAGGAUGUAACUUACCAGCAACCAAGACUUACAGCAUGGUAUGGAGAACUUCCUUACACUUAUUCAAGACUCACUUUGGAACCAAAUCCUCACUGGCAUCCUGUGCUGCUCGUGCUGAAGAACCAAAUUGAAGAGAACACUGGCCACACCUUCAACUCCUUGCUCUGCAAUCUCUACCGAAAUGAGAAGGACGGCGUGGACUGGCAUAGUGAUGACGAACCUUCGCUGGGGAGGUGCCCCGUCAUUGCUUCACUCAGUUUUGGUGCCACACGCAUGUUUGAGAUGAGAAAGAAGCCCCCACCAGAAGAGCAUGGAGACUACACAUAUGUGGACAGAGUGAAGAUACCCUUGGAUCACGGGACCUUGUUACUCAUGGAAGGAGCCACCCAAGCAGACUGGCAGCAUCGAGUGCCCAAGGAGUACCACUCUAGAGAACCAAGAAUAAACUUGACCUUUCGGACAGUUUAUCCUGACCCUUGAGGGGCGCACUGGUGAUGUGAGGUCUUGGAGAGGGAAGCUGUGCUGAGACUGAGCAAACCUUCCACCAUGAAGAAACUUCCGGAGACUGGUCCAGCUGCUCUCAUGGCGUGGCUGUUUGGAAGAUGAGGAUGGGAUUUGCUUCCCAGCUUGGAGUCCUGUUAAAUGACAGCCUGCAGUUCAUGUUUGUAAUAUGUUUACUGUGGGAACAGUAAUCCCUAAUCAUGUUUUGAAAUCACAUAUUUUCUUUAGGCAAAUUAAAAACUGCUGUGGCUGUGUUCACAGA